Alternaria novae-zelandiae is the source of this 1365-nucleotide messenger RNA. RefSeq lists its product as uncharacterized. The record is from RefSeq and is a predicted model, not a curated record. Lineage: Eukaryota; Fungi; Ascomycota; Dothideomycetes; Pleosporales; Pleosporaceae. The coding region runs from base 1 to 1365 and encodes 454 amino acids. The transcript is spliced from 2 exons.
AUGCACUCUGGUGAAAAACUAGGAGGCAAUCGACCACCUUCGCUUGCGUCUUGGGGUAACGACAAGAACGAUCACACUGAAAAUCCUUCUUGGGUCACAGAGACCGAGAAGAACACCGGUUGGGGCAAGAACAGUGACAGCGGGUGGCAAGAAAAGAACCUCAAGGAGAACGAUAAGAAGGGAUGGUACUCAACCGAUGAUGAUCAGGCCGGAGGCUGGAACGAGGCCGAUGACAACAAGAAGAUCCAGGCGGACAGUGACUGGAAUAGGAAAGACAACGGUUGGGGUAAUCCCCCAUCCUCACCAAAACAAGAGCGAGUGGACAAGAUGAACGACUGGGCCGGCCUCAAAUCCGCCUUGACAUCCGCUUUCGCCAACCCACCAGCACCAGCACCAGAAAACGCCUGGCCAACCCAAUCAUGGAGCUUUCCCGCCGACAACGCCAUACAGUCCGCUAUCCAACAGCCCGCUAUUACACCCUUUGCUUCCGCUCCAGCACCGCCAGCCCCGGCACCAGAGAAGGGCAGAUCACCUACCCAACGCAUGAGCAACAAAACCCUCUCUCGAUACCGUCCCAACUACAACUUCCCCUCCCGCAUCCAUCCCAAACCCACGCCAAACUUCACGGCUCAACCACACUGGCAGUUCCCUCCUCCUCCUUCUACUUCCACAACCAAGAAUCUCCUGCGUACCACCUCCUCAAACUCUACAUACAUCGCACCCGCAGAACCACGUCUUACCAUCAGCAAAUCCACAUCCAGUACAAAAGGUAUCGAACACGCAGUCCGCGCGGGCAAAGCAACGGAGUACGGUCAUGUUGUUGGACGACCGGAGUAUCUAGAUCGUUUGGAGAAGCCGUAUGCGGUGUUUCGGUUUAAGUAUCGGAGUGAGGGGGUGUUGAAGGGGUUGGGUGUACUUGGGGAGGGUGACAUGGACGUUGCUAGAGAUGGGGAGAAGGAGAAAGUGGAGAAGUUGAAGAGUGUGCCGCAGGAGGAGUUGAUUGCGAAGAUGUUGGCUUUGGAGAGGAGGUUGAAGGGUAAAGAUGAUGGGGAGGGUACUACUGUUGCUGAUGGUGGAAGUGGGAAGGAGAGGAAGCACAGUAAGAAGAGCAUUGAUAAGGAGAAACAGAAGCAGAAGCAGAGGAGGCACAGUGAGAAAACGGAGGCGCAUGGCGAUGGCCGGGUGAAGGACUUCACGGAGCAGUGGGUUGAGCGGCAUUCGAGAGAUCCGAGUGUCAUGGCGAAGAGUGCGGUUGUUAAGGAAGUAGGCUGGGAGGGGGAUGAUCAGAGGAAAGGGAAGGGAGCGGUGGGAACGUGGGGACAGGAUGUGAAUGAGGGAUGGGGAGGUGGAGAUGUGACAUGGUAG